AUGUCGACUAUAGAACUCCGCUACACUAUAGUAAACGCUCUCCUACUUAACAAGCCUGAUGUCAAUGCUCAGGAUCUUCAGGGCAAUACACCCUUGCACUUCGUAGUGGCACCUGGCCGCGUGGAGUUGGUCAGACCUGUUAUCGAUCAAGGAUGCAAUGUUAGAAUCGCCAACUUGGAGGGCCGAACAUCUCUUCACCUGGCUGCAAUGCUAUACAAGACAAUACCUCCAAUAAUACUGCCCUGGCUACUUGAGGCCCACGCAAAAAUUAAUGUUCAGGACCAAGCUGAACAGACACCACUACACCUGGCAACCGUGGCCAAGCAGACUGAGGCAAUCAAGGUGUUAGGAAAGCAUGGGGCAAGGCAAGAUAUUUUAGAUAACGAUGGCAAGACUGUUCUAAUGACUGCUUUUCCGCUCAACUUAUUCCAAGACUUUGAGGAUAUCUUUCAGGGCAGUGCUCUAUCAGCUUCACUCUUCAAGUCUAUCGAGGCUGGUGCGGUUGAGAGUAUUGGUCGACUCAUGGAGAAAAUGGAUCGAGACUCAUGGCCACCCAUGGAUGAAUCUGGUUAUACCCCGUUUUACGUUGCUGCCAAAUCUGGCAAACCAGCAGGGAUUGCUAGAGUGAUCCAAAAAGCAAACGAACCUGGUUUCGAUCCCCAGAGCAUCCUUGUGCCAAAGGCUGUGCCAACGGCGCUUUCUAUUGCCGCUAACGGCGGCCUUGAUAUCGUAAAAGCCAUUAUGGAAAACGUGAGACCAGAAACCCGGCAAAAGUUACUGAAACAGGCGGACCAUGUCGGAAAACCCGCGCUGUUCUGGUGGCUCCACAAGCAAGCAGUCUUUUCACACCUCGUUGACUUGGGAGCCGAUAUGAGGACAACAGGGCGCGAUGGUAAUAAUCUGCUACACGUAGCAGCUGAGUUUUCGUACAAAGUGAAAUUUGUCACAGAGAAGAUCGAAACGAUUCUUGGGUUGUUAGUACUCAAGGACAUGCUUGGCGAAACGAACAAGGACGGGAGAACACCAAGAGAGGUGGCAGAACGCGGGCGGAAUCCAAAAAAGGUGGAGUUUUUAGACGCAGUGAUGAGAAGACUUGAUAUGUUGGAUUCAAGAGAGUGA
This is a messenger RNA of Fusarium odoratissimum NRRL 54006, 1119 nucleotides long. RefSeq lists its product as uncharacterized. Gene Ontology annotation, cellular component: nucleus; cytoplasm. Gene Ontology annotation, molecular function: protein binding. The transcript is spliced from 2 exons. NCBI's taxonomy places the organism in Eukaryota, Fungi, Ascomycota, Sordariomycetes, Hypocreales, Nectriaceae. The record is from RefSeq and is a predicted model, not a curated record. The coding region runs from base 1 to 1119 and encodes 372 amino acids.